AUGGCUUCUACUCCAAGAAAGUCCGUCUUUGGCUGGUUUCAGCCUUCUUCAACGAAAAUCUCCCUACCCCGCGAGUUUUCUCAGAAACGAAUCGUAAAGACACAACUAUUGGUGAAAUUUGUCGCGGUUUCGGUGGUCAUUUGGGGAAGCCCCCGUGAAUUCGUGGGGCUUAGACUGUCCAAGGAGUUGGAUCUCGGAGAGGGUGCCAUUGGUGCGCAGAAGGUUUCUGUUCUGCUCAUGCACCUCGAGAAAGAAGGCUUCUCCAAGCAGCUUCACGAAAAGUUCAUCUAUUACUACCAUGUGCGGGACCUGACUCUGCCAAGGCCCGAUUUCGAGGCCGUGUACCGGCUUGUAUUCGAGCACAGGCGAGACCCCGUGUGGACGGCUCUCGAGUACCCAGCCGACGCGAGCGUCUAUAAACACUGGAACUCGAGCCGCCACUACGCCAAGCUGAUCCUGGCCAUCGUGGCACAGGCCGGACACGCCGACGUGUUGCCCCUCGAGGCCAAGGGAAGCAGCGACGGGCAGCACCCCGCCGCCGCCGCCGCGCCCCGUGAGACCCCGACCGUCGGCGGCCGUGAGAUUGCCGGCGCCGUCGAGGGCAACCUCACGCCCUGGAUCAAGUACGUCAGCCUCAACAGCAAUAUCUGGACCUUGUAUCACGCGCUGCUGUACCUUCAGGAUGAAUACGAGGUCGAUCGUGCAAGGAAAUAA
Pestalotiopsis fici W106-1 is the source of this 714-nucleotide messenger RNA. RefSeq lists its product as uncharacterized. NCBI's taxonomy places the organism in Eukaryota, Fungi, Ascomycota, Sordariomycetes, Amphisphaeriales, Sporocadaceae. The record is from RefSeq and is a predicted model, not a curated record. The coding region runs from base 1 to 714 and encodes 237 amino acids. The transcript has a single exon.